UACUUUUAUUAUACUUAAACCUAGGAAUCACAGCACAUAAACAUUUUACAAUAAAUCAAAUGGGAGCGCCUUCGACGCCGCUAGAGGUCGCUCGCCCAGCAGGUGGAUGGAAAACAUUUGGCUAUGCACGGCCCGAGGGAGAGGGGCGGGUUCGACGGCAGCACCGGUUCCUGGUCGUGAUUGGCUGCGGUGUCCCUUGCGCACGUCACGUCCUGACGUACGUCAGGCUCGCUCUCGCCGCCGCCGCGUCGAAAUUCCUGGUCCCUCCGCUGCGUCGCGGACUUCGGAAUGACUGUCCCGGCCCGCUUAUGGGCUGCCUGGAGCGGGCCGAUGCCGGGCUAGCGACGCGGCCUGUCAGGUUCGCCCUCCAACCCCUUUCCCCCUGCCUUGGCCUUCCUCCGAGCAGAGUGGGAGCGGUCCAGACUUUUCCCCUCCUCCCGCCAGCUGACCAAGAAAACCUUCUCAAAAUUCCAGAAACAGUUGAAUGAGGUGGUGUGAGAGGUGAAUGGAGAUGGGAAAUUUCGGAUAAGCAAAGCUACCUUCUGUGGAGUUCUGCUCACAGCAGCCUCCUUAAAACUAUGUGGAAAUGGGGCAGCGGAGAUGAUUCAGUCUCUAAAUCUGGAGUUCAUGGCACUUCUCAAUCAGCAAACAUGUCAGUGGCUGAUUUGGCUGAACAACUGGCCCAAACUAAACAGCUGGUAACCCAGCUCAAAGAACUUGUAAAGGAAAAGGAGAAUGAAUUACACAAUAAAGAGCAACAGUUAAAGGAAGAAAAAGAAGCCUCUGAAUCCAGAAUUUCCAAACUGAAGCUGCAAAACAAAGCAAAAGUAACAUCCUUAACUUCACAAUUAGAGGAACUUAAGAAACAACUGUCAGGUGCUGGAACAAAAGAAGGAAAAUCUGAGCAAAAGAAAGGUUCUAGAGAUGGGGACCAGGAUAAUGCUGCUGCAAAUCGUGGGAAAAUAUUGCUACUUAAAAAGAAAAUAGAAGAACUAGAAGCACAGAAUGCCCAAAGAAAUGAAGAGCUCCAGAAGAAGAUUGCUGAAUUGGAUGCUGCACAUCAGCGGGGAGAAGAAAUGGAUGCCAUGCUAGCUGAGAAGCAAAAAAAACUAGAUGAAAAGGAAGCCUACAUAAUUGGUUUACAGAUGGCUUGUGGAUCAACUAAUGAUGCCAAAGACAUACUAAUACAUAACAAUGAAUUAAAGAGCCAGCUUUCCAUAAAGGAAGCUUCAUUGCAAAGUAUGCAGAGCCUUGUUCAAAACCUUACAAAGAAAAUUGAAGAUAGUGAAGAAAGAUGUAGUCUUCUGCAGGAGGAAAUUAAAAAUCUGAGAAAUCUUCAAAGUAAAGAGAAAGAGCGUUUCCAGGAAAGAGAAGCCAUGUACACACAAAAUAUUCUUAUGUUUCAGAAUAUCAUACAGGAAAAAGAAAAAGAACUAAUGGAACUGGCCCAGAAACAUGAGCAAGAAUUAUUUAAGAUGGCUGCUAAAUCUGAUGCUAGUGCUGAUCUAGAACAGUUACUGAAAGCCUUGAAACAGAAGCUACAUGAAAAAGAGGAAGUCAUGCUAGGAAGAACACAGGUGAUAGACAUGUUGCAACGAGAACUGGAUGCGAAGGACCAGGAGCUCAAAGAAGCUAAUGAACAUCUGAACCACCUUCAGUCUGAGAAAGAUAAUCUCCAGUCAAAGCUGAAUGCUGAAAAACAUGUAAUGCGAGCCCAGUUGAGAGACAUGAUGGAGAAACAUGAGAAGGAAAUGAAAGAGGUCAAAGAGAAGUAUAAUGUUGACAUACAGGCGAUCCAAGAGAAGCAUGAAACUGAACUGCAGGAAAAAGAUCAAGCUCUUCAUCAGCUUCAGAAACAUUUGGACAAAUUAAGUUCCAUUCCAAGUAAUUUGGAGCAGGCUGUUGAUAUGGAUGCUGUAAUUAAACUAAAGCUGGAACAGCUAGAAGCUCAAGUAAAACUGAAAGCAGAAGAGGCCAGCAAAUCUGAAGCAAGAUUCCUUAAGACGAAAGCUUGGUCCAAAUCCAGAAUAAAGCAGCUUGAAGAUGAGCUUAAAAAUAUUACAUCGAAGAAUAAUAAUGUAACUGCCUUACACAACCAGAUUUCAGAAUUAGAACAGGAAAAGGAAGACCUACAGUCAAGGUUGCAGACAUUUUCUGAACUCAAAACUCAAAAUGAAGAAUUGCUGGCUAAGCUGGAAGUUUAUGAAGAACAGCAGCGAAAAUUGCAAGCAGAUCUUGAGCAAGUUACAAAGAGGGCAGCCUCACAGCCUAGCGAAUCAGGCAGUAUGGAUGAACUCCAGAGUCGGCUAUUGGAAUGGCAAGAAAUUGUAACUGAAUCUGAGGAAGCACACAGUCAAAUCAGAGAGGAAAAAUCUGCAAUGGCUCUAAGGAUGGCACAGAUUGAAGAGGAGAGAGAAGGACUGAUUGAGGAUGACUGGUUCUUUCCUGGCUGCUCUGAUCCAGCCAUAGUCUCAGGGCAGCAGGAGCUGGAGGAGGAACUGGCUACAGGUCAAGGGAUUGGCAGGAUGGAGCCAGAGAGAAGGAAGAGCACCCAGUCCAGCAGGAAGCUCCAGGAAGAUUAUGGCUUCGAUGGAAAACAGUGCUUUGAAGAGAUGAAUGCCACUUUGGACAGCAGUGAUUCAACUGAAGGAGAAAAUAUGGGAGGUUGGUGGCCAGAGUACAGUUCUCCUAGUACAGGUUUACGGACUGUAGUAGAAGAGUUAGAAUUGGAAAGAAACCAACUGCAAGAACAAAUUCUUUUCCUGGAGGAACGUUGUCGAGACUUGGAAGAUAGAUUUCAACUGCAAGGCAGAAUGGAAGCUCUACAGAAUGAGAAUGACCGUUUGCAGUCCCAGCUUACACAGCUGCGCAAUCAACAAGCCCGUGAUGCAGAAAAACACCAAGUUCUUGUUUCCAGUUUGAAUGAGCAACUUAAAGGAUUAAAUGAAAGAAAUUGUUUGCUUGAAACUUUGCUUGGGGAGAAGGAGCAAAAGAUUUCAAGUGCAACAGAAAAGCUAGAACAAAUAGAAGACAUGAGAAAUUUACUUCAAGACAGAGACCUUCUAAACAAAGAACUGGGUGAAAAGCUUUUGCAAACUGAACAGAAGUUGGAAGAUGCCUUGAAGAAAUGUAAUUCUUAUACAGCAGAGUGUGCAGAACAAAAAGCUACUAUCUGUGAUCUUAUAGAGAAAAUUGCUGUUCUUAAAGAAAAGACUGCGAAGCAGGAUGCUGCCAUAGAAUUAAUGCAACUUGACCUUGAACAGUCAAAUGAAGAACUUGACAGACUGAACACAAGCCAUUUAGAAGAGAGAUCUCAACUCAUUCAGGACCUCCAGAGACGGGAAAGAGAAAUCGACAACCUUAAGGAAGUGUUAGCAGAAAAAGACAAAGAAAUUUCUGUCCUUUCCUGUAAUAUGACUGAGUACUCUGAGCAGGUUAAUAUUCUGAAACACCAGAUCAAGUGCAAAGAGGGUGAAAUAAGAGAGAUGGAAGAAGCACUGUCCAAGGCUGAAAGGGAAGCCCAGCUGCUGAAAGAUGUACAAACAGCAGAUGUAAAAGAUGCAAGCACAAAGCUUUCUGGACUCUCUGAGCAACUAAGCAGAGUAGAAGCAGAGCUGGCGAAGAAGAAAGUUGAAUGUGAAGUUAAAACCAAAGAAAAGGAGGAGUUAGUUCAACAGAUCAAAGACUCCAGCAAAACUAUUAAAGAACUGAAUUCUGAUAUCAAGACUCGUGAUGUUACUUACAACAACAAACUCAUGGAAUGCGAGUCACAAAUUAAAUUGCUUAAAGAACAAAUGAGUAAAUCAACAGAGAAAUUGCAGGAAACUGAGAAGAGAUUUAGGGAGGAAACAGAACAUCUCAGAUCCCAGCUUGAUGAACAUAUUUCUGCAAAGGAGAAAUUACAUGCGUUGCUGAAAGAAACAGAGACCAAAGAACAAAGUUUUGUGAAUGAAUUGAAAACAGUGAAGGAUUUGUAUAAUCAACAAACUUUAGAAAAUGCUAAAAAAGUUGAUGAGUUAUCUAGUUUAUCCAGGCAGUUUGCUGAACAUACUGAACAUCUAGAAAUUGCCAAAAAGUCUUUACAAGAAAAAACAGAGAUCAUAAUUUCAUUAAAAGAUAAGCUUAAAAUUGUGGAACAGCAAAAUGAGAAAGAAAAGCUCAAGUUAGUAGGGGAGCUGGAGCAAAUGGAAAGGCAGUGGAAGGAAGUAAAUAAUAACUUACAUGAAAAAUGUGAAAUAAUUAAUAAGAUGGAAACAGAAAGACAAACAAACAUAUUGACUAUUAAGCAGUUCCAGGCAGCUGUUGAGCAGAAAGAGAAAGAUUUCACAGGUCAGCUUAAAGCUAGUGAAGAACUUACAAAUGAGCUGCAUACCAUGGAGAAGGAAAAGCAGCAACUUAUCAGUGAGAAUGAGAGUUUGUCUAAAUUAUUGGAUGUGAAAGAGUGUGAAUUAUUGAAGCGUGCUCAAUCUAUGGCUGAAAUUGAGAGUAAGAUGAGUGCAAGAGCCAUUGAGCAUGAAAAAAUAAUUUCAGAGAUCAGCCAUGAGAAAGAGGUUUUCAAAAACAAGGUUGAAGAACUUUUAGGCCUUUUGAAACAAAGAGAAAACUCAGUUGCAGGGCAGUUGCUAGAAAAAGAAAAGGAGUGUAGUAUGUUAGGUGAUGAGCUUUCCAAGAACAGAGAGAUGACAGGAAAGUUGCAGGAGGAAGUACAGUCAUUUAGUACACAGCUGCAAGAUGCUAAAGACAGACUACAGGAAAAAGAAGUAAUUCUGAACCAGAAAGAAACAGAGUAUAAAGAAAUGGUCCAACAGCUUAGUCAAAGGGUAGAAAAAAUACUCUCCUUAGAGAAGCAAGUUCAAGACAUAAAAAUGGAGCUUGAAUUUAAAAGCAAAUCAUUAGAUGAAAAAAACAGGCAAAAUGAUGCUUUACUUAAGCAGGUAGAAGCAAAACAAAUUAAUCUGACAGAAUUAGAGAGAGAUGUGGAAAGGCUUCAAAGUGAUGGCCUUUGUUUGUCUCAGCAGGUUGCAGAAAAGGACUCUGUCCUGUUUUCUCAGGGGCAGGAGCUUGAAAAUCUUCAGAGGCAGAUUGACAAAAAGACAGAAGAGUGUGCAGCAUUAAGUGAUCAGCUAGCAAUGUUAGUCAAAGAAGUGGAGGUUUUGAAAUGUGAAAAGGACAGCGUUCUGGUUAUCUGCAACACAAAAUCAAAUGAAUUGGAUGCUUUUCAGCAUCAAUUGAUGCAACAUCAGAGUGAAAUUGUGUCCACAAAACAUGAGACACACAUGUUGAAAUUAGAAAAUGAAAAAUUGAAAACAGAUAUUGAAACAGCCAGUGAUACAUUGAGGAAAAAGUGUGAGGGAAUAGCUCCCUUAAAUUUAACAUUAUCUCAGCAAAGUCAUAAUAUAUUAGCUUUUAUAGACCAAAUUGAUACCUUAGUGAGUGAAAUAGAAACAUUAAAAGACAGUAUUCACAAUAAAGAGACCCUCCUUUCCCAGAAAGAAAUUGUGAUUCAACAAAUGAAAGAAAACAAAGAUGCAGGUGAAAAGCAUUAUGUGCAGAUGAUUUCAGAUUUGCAGAGUCAAGUACAGACUCUUAGUUGCGAAGUUGAUCUUCUUAGACAGGAAGUGCAGGAAAAAGAAAAUGAACUGAAGAAACAAACCCAAGAUUUAAAAGUGUUUAAAGAUAAAUCUGAAGAAUCUGAUUUACUUAGAAUUCAACUGUCUGAGAAUAUGGAAACAAUUUCUGACCUUCAGUGUCAGAUUAAAAAUAUGACAGAAAGAAUUGAAGAAUUAAGUCAAUCAAUUACAGAGAAAGAUCACUUUUUAAAACAAAAGAAGGAGGAAUGUAUUGAGUUGCAAGCAUGCAUAUCUGAGUCUUCUGUACAGCAGAAACAUGUGGAGUCAUUGAUUUCUGAAUCAGAAAAAUUGAAAGCGAUUGUUCUUGAAAAAGAAUCAUUGAUGAAUAAUACUUUACUGCUUAACAGUAAGUUGGAGGCUGAGCUUCAAGACAAAGAGACUUUGAAGAAGCAAGCUGCAGAUUUAGAAGAAACAAAUUUGAGUUUAAAAAAAGAAAUACAUGAUCAGAAUAAAUUAAUAAAUGACUUUAGCCAAAGGCUGACAGAAAAAGAUGUUUCUCUUUUGGAAAAUGCCAGUCUUAUGGAAAAACUAAGAGAGGAAGUAAAAAUAAACAAAGAAGAAGUUUCUAAGCUUCAUGAUAAAAUUAAUGAAUUGAGAAAAGAAAUCCAAAUGUCGAAAGAACUAGCACAGGAAAAAGAGAAUGCUUUCUUAUCUUUGCAGGAUAAAUUUGCUGCUCAGUAUGAAGAAAGAAUUGAACUCAGUGGUACCCUAAGUAAAAAGGAAGAUUUUAUUGCAGAAUUACUUAAUUCUUUAGAGCAGAAAGAUGUCAGUGUUCAGCUAGCAGAAAGCAAUGUUCGAGCUCUUACUAAUGAGAUUGAGCUGCUGAGAGAAGAAUUAGAAAAAAAUUCUGCUACACUAAAAAAUGUUUUCCAAGAAAAAGAUGAAAGCCUUGCCAUUAGCCAAAUGAAACUUGACUCUCUGACAGUUGAAAUAGAAUCUUCAAAAUUAGAGUACCUGAAAACAUCGGAACAGGCUGAGUUAUGGCAGCAGAAGGUUCAACAGAUGCAGAGAGAGCUUCAGGUUUUGCAAGAAAAAUGCGCGGAACAAGCCAAACAAAUCGAAAACUUAAGAUCUGAGCUCAGCAUUGUAAAUUCUAAGUCCUGUCAAGAAUGCCAGAACCAUAUACUUCUAGUGGAAAAACUGCAACAACAGGUGGAAUUUUUAAUUAAGGAUAAAACUCUUUUGCAGGGGAACUUUGAUAACCUGAGUGUAGAAAACCAAGAGCUGCUUAAAAACCAAAUCAUUUUACAACAGAAAUUAAAAGAACAGCAAGAACUUCACAAAAAAAUAGAAACCAGUGAGAAUGAUUCACGAACACAGCUACAUGCCAUCACUUUGCAGCUGGAAAAAGAGAAAGAGCAGUUGCAGAUGCAGGUUAGUGUAAAGAGUGAAGAAGUUGAUAAAUUAAAGCUUAAGGUUGAAAAGUUGGAAAAAGAUUUUUGUGAGGCAGAAAAUAGAUGGGUGACAGAACUUGAUAGGGUAACACAACAAAAUGAGUUCAAUCUUGAGCAACUGAGUAGUUUAAAAGGGGAAUUGAAAACAAAAGAUGUAGGCAUUCAGUCCUUGCAGCAAGAACAGAACAUAGUUAAAAAGGAGCUUUCCAGACACCUGAGUGCAUUAUCAGGUAAUAGGUAUUUCCUCAAAGCUGGUGAUAGGAGUGCUGUUCAGCAAGCAACUGAAAGUAUGUCUAUGCUGGAAGAAUUGUCAGCUAUGAUAGAUAACAUUCUUAGCAAAAAAGCUGAAGUAAUGACAUUGCAGGAGGCCCUUUCAGAGAGAGAAAGAGAAAUACAUAACUUGAAUAAUGAGCUGGAAAUUAUGCGGUCUCUGAAGGAGGAAAAACAGUUGAUGCAAAAUGACUUUGAGAAGAUGAAAUAUAGUUACCAAUCUGAGGUAGAAUAUUUAUCAAAUGAACUGAUUGCUGCAAAGGAGGCAUUAUGUAAGCAACAGUGUAUUUGUGAAGAAAAGGACAUUGCAUUAACAGACAUGAAGAAACACGUUACAGUUCUCCAGGAAAAGACAGAUAGAUUAGAAAAAGAAUUUGAAAACAAUUGCCAUGUACUGGACACUAAAGGUCAAGAAGUAGCAAAAUAUUUAGAAGAGCUGGAACAAAAAACCCAGACGAUUGAAAACUUGAUUUCUCAGACUAACCAACAAAAGGAUUUAAUUGCUACUCUAAGCCAGCAGUUGAAAGAAAAGGACUGCUCUGUGACUCAAGUCAUGGAAUCUGUGUCUAAUGAAAUGUUAAAAUUUUCUGAUGAAAAAAAUGCACUUACUAGCAGACUGCAGCAAUUGGAAUCUAUUAGGAAUAGCAUGGCAGAGGAGACAGGUAUGUUAUCACUACAAUUAGAAGAAUGUAAGAAGGCCCUUGAACUCAAUCAAAACAUGCUGAGCAACAAAGAAGAUACAAUUCAAGACUUACUUAAUGAGAAGGCACAGAUAAAUAUUACUUUAGAAAAAUUAAGUCAGGAAAAAGAGAAUCUGAAAAGGAAGCUUCAGGCAGCUUUGAUAAUGAGAAAGGAUUUAAUGCAGAAGAUUGGCAAGCUUGAAAAGAAUGGCCAGGAGUAUGCAGAAAAAGAGUGCAAAAAGGCACAAGAUUUACUGGAGCAGAUUGAUGAGUUAACAAAGUUGGUUAAAAAUGCUGAAACUCACAACAAAAAUCUUCAAUCCCAACUUGAUGGACUGAAAGAGCAGUUGGUAGAAAAAGAUGCCAAAAUAAAUGACAUGAGUGAAAUGUUAUCUGCUGAGGCAGCGCAUGUGGAUCAACUGCAGGGGGAUGUUGCUGAAUUCAGAGAUACUAUAGCUGUACAGAAAAGUAUGAUGGAUAGGAAUUUAAUAUGUUUACAGGAGAAAGAUUCUGUUCUUGAACAAAUGCAGUCUGUGCUUACUGAGAAAGAUAAAACUUACAGGGAGGAGCGUUCUCAGUUUUCCUUAAUCAUAGAAAAUCUCAAAGUGGAGGUAGCAAAGAAAGAAGAAAUAUUAAAGGAAAUCAAUGCUUCGGUCACUACAUUGAAUACCAAUGGCUCUUCUGGUGAUUAUAUGCAUCUCUGUAGUGAAGUCAAUCAGUUACAGAAAGAGAAGGAAAUCCUUCAAAAGAAACUUCAAGCUUUGCUUGUUGCCCGAAAAGAAAGUACUAAAAAAAUUCAGAAACAAAAAGAAGAACAUGCUAGGCUGCUAGCAAAUCUUGAUGAAAUAACAAAAGACUUGGAACUCAUACAAAAAGAACAUAAAACACUCCAGGAAAUACAUCAGAGAAAGUGUGAAGAAUUUGACUCCAAUCUCUUGCUUUUGUGUUCUCUGCAGAAGCAACUAGAGAAUUCUGCUUCUCUUCAUCAGAGUGACAGUACUAAGCAGAAUAGCGUUGAAUCAGAGCUGAAGUGUCACAUUAUUGCAGAGGAAUCAGAAAAUGUGAUAAGCGAGAUAGCGGCCAGUGAGACUGAGAUGACAAAAUCUGACAAUAACCAUAUCAGAUUUAUGGAAGAAAAGUUUAAGGAAGAGUUAAGAGACAAGUCGUUUCAACUUGAUAGGAAGGAACAAGAGAUAAUAAAACUGAAGAGUGCUAUUGAGCAACUGGAACAGCAGUAUAAGGAAGACAAAGAUAAUAUACUGAUAGAAAGAGGUCAGCUUCAGGAACAGCUGGAAACAUACAGAAAUGAACUGAUAAGUGUUAAGAGUCUGAUUGAAAGCAUGAACAAUGAAAAGGAUAUUCUUUAUAAACAGAGCGGAGACCACCAGUUCAGUAAGGAAGAAAUUGAAAAUUUAAAGCAUGAUAUUCAAACAGCCAACACACAAAUUUCAGAGAAGGACGAAGAGAUCAGAUAUUUGCAUCACUCUCUUGAGGAUCUCAAAGACAAAUUUGAUCACAGAAAGGAAAUAAUGAAAGAAGUUUCACAAUUACAGCAGAGUUUACAGGAAAGUCAAGAAGAAGCAAAGUGUUUUAAAAUAGUGUUUGAAAAAAUGAGAGAAGAGAGGGAGGAGUUUACAAGCAACCUUGAAAAAUCAAGUACUGAAUUAGUCAACAUGAAAGAGGAGUUAAGGCGUGCUGGUGAGGAAAACAAGGAGCUAUUGAUAGAGUUAAAUAUGCUGCGUGAGAAGGUUUUACCAGUUUCUAAUGUAGGAAAAAAUGUGAUGGUUAGUGAACACAAUACAGAAAGUAUCUGGCUUCCUGCAGCUAACAUGUUUCAGAACAGAGUUGAAGAGACAGACGACUCUACUACAGUAUUAGAUGCCAGACACAUUGAAAAAGAAUCAUUAGAUGCCACUCACACAGAUAAAUUAUUAAUGGAGGGAACAAAUCAAGCACCAGUAGGAAAAACUCAGGGAGAGAUGGAGAAACAUGCACAUGCGGAGGAUCAUGAACCCCAACAACAGAAGAGGUACGCUGAAGAAAAAUCUCAGGAACGUCUUCAAAGAAAGCUCCAGGCUGCUUUAAUAUCACGUAAAGAAGUUAUGAAAGAAAAUAAAAUUCUGAAAGAAGAAAUUGAGAUAGUGAUGUUGGAAAACAAAGAACUAAUUGACAAGGCUCAAGCUCUUGGACUUCUGGUGAAUGAACUGAGCAGCAGAAAAGAAGAUGGUCUUGCAGAAGAAAAUGCAAGAUUGGCAACUGAAAAUGAAAGUCUAAAUGCUGCAUGUGAAAGUCUGAAAUCUACUAUGGAGACUAUAGUCCAGGAAAAGGAAGCUUUUUGCUUUCAGUUGAAUUCCUUAAAAGAUUCUCAGACAGUUGAAUUAACAAGUUGGAAAGCAAAGCACAAUGAAUUAAAGCAGGAAUAUGAAUCGCUGCUUCAAGCAUAUGAGAAUAUUAGUUGUAAAAUAGCAGAAAUGAAGCGAGUUAUUGAUGUCACUAGAAAAGAAAAGCAGGAGGCUCUUCAGAGAAUAAAAGAGAGAGAAUCUGAUAAUCAGGAGCUUCAAAAACUGCUACAAAAAGCAACUGAUGAAAACAUACAAGUGAAGGAACAGCUAAAGCAGUUAGUUCAGUCUAAACAGAAGGAAAUCAGUGAGCUGCAGAUUGAAGCAGAAAAGCAGGCAUCUGAGCACAAAUUGUGCUUGGAAGAAUAUAAAAAAAAUAUUGAUGAAUCCAUACUUCAAAACAAACUACUAAUAGAGGAAAAUAAGCAGUUAAACAAAAUUUCUGAAACCCUAAAAGAGACCAUAGAGAAAAUUGAAAAGGAAAAUGAGGCCAUUUCCAAAGAUUUCAAACUAACAAAAUCUGCCUUGGGGGAUCUCCAAACAAGGUUGGAGUUGGGUACCUUUGAUAUAGAAUCUAAGACCAGUGAUGCUCACAGUGAGAGGGAGUCAUUAUUAAAGCACAUUAGUUUGCUAAGUGAAGGAGUCACAGUAAAGGAGGAAAAUUUGCUGAUCUUAAAGCAAAAGAACAAACUCAUGUCAGAAAGGUUAAAUGCUGCUGAAGAAUCUCUGCGUCAUACAGAAAACUCUUUGUUAAAAUCAGAAAAUGAUUGCAAAACCCUUAAUCAGGAGAUAGUAAGCCUGUGUGAAAGAAUUAAGAUAUUAGAAGAUGAUAAAUGUAUGUUACAGGAAGAAUUAGAGAAUGCUCAAGAAACAUCUUACAAAGUGAAAAAUGAGAAGGAAUUUCUGGAGACAGAGUUGCUCAAUCACAUCAAGAAAUUGGAUCAAACUACAGACAGACUGAAAACCAAACAAGUACAGAUCAACUUGCUCACACAGCAGUUGGAAGAUUUAAAAACAGAGAAAUGCAAUACAAUUAGAGAAAAAGAAGAGCAGCACCUACAUCUUGUCAGAGUGUUUGAAGAAAAAGUAAAAUCUGCUCAAAGAGACACCAGUGGGACCAAAAACAAAACGAAAGAGUUGCAAGAACUUUUAAAAGAAAAGCAACAAGAGAUCAACCAGUUGCAAAAGGAUUCUAUUAGAUACCAGGAGAUGAUUUGGGACUUGGAAAAAUCUGUAAAAUUGUCGCAGUCCAGAAGUGAAAAAUUUGAGAAAGACUUAAGUAAUGCAGAAGAAAAGCUGUCCAAAUCAAAUGAAGAGAUGCAGAAGCUAACUGAAAAGCUGUCUUUGCAGAAGGCUGUGCUAGAUGAGUCUAAGACUGAAAUAGAACAGCUGGCAAGCGAAAACCUAAAUAAUAAAAAAGAACUUAAAAUGAAAGAAAGCCAAUUAUUAAAUCAAAAGAGAGAAUAUGAGAGCCAACUAGAGUUUGCCCUCCAACAACAAAAAACAGCUUGCCAAAAAGAGUGCCUCAAUUUGGAGGAAAAGUACAAGGCCCUUGAAAGAGAGAAGGAACGAAUGCUUGGUGAACACCGUCAGUUGCAAGAAGAAAUUGGCAUUAAAAACACUCAAAAUAAGAACCUUCAGACUGAACUGAAUGAUGUCUUAGCCAGGUUGGCUGCUUUUACCAAGUGUAUGUCUUCCCUUCAAGACGACAGAGAUAGAGUCAUUGGUGAAAUGAAAAGUUGGGAAAUAGCAUUCAAAGAGACAAUUGAAAAUAAACAGCAACAGAUAGAGGCCAGUAAUAAAACAAUAGCAUCAUUACAAGAAGAGAUAAAGGCACAGAUGUCUCACAUCCAGGAACUGGAACUGAAGACUUCUAUCCUGGAACUGAAUAAAAUACAUAAACCAAAACCUAAAGAAUCUGUAGAGGACUCUGUGAUCUUAGACCAUGUUAGUGAGCUGUCUAGAAUAAAGGCAGAGAAUGCUACUCUACAGACUAGUCAACAUGAACUGGUAGCUGCACUAAAAUCAAAAGAAGAUUCUUUGCAGGCCCUGAUCAAAGAAAAGAAAUCUCUUAACCAUCUGAUAAAAAACAAUCCUAUAGAAAAAGAGAUGGAAAUACUGAGAAAUAAUUUGAGGAGAAAAGAACAAGAAGUCCAGCAGCUACUCUUGGAAAAAGGUGAGAUUUACGCUGAGCUGGAGAAACAGGUUGCCAUUUCUUACCACAUGAAGGCCAUGCUGAAUAAGAAAGACACUGAAAUUUCUCUUCUGAUUUCAUCAAAAGACAAUGAAAUUUCAGGGUAUCUUACUCAAAUUCAAACGCAGCACAGGGAGCAGAUUUCAGAGUAUGAGCAACAGAUAAAGACUCUGCAGGUGGCCAGAGAACAAUCUGAGGAAACUUGCCAAAGGAUGAAGAAUGAAUUGAGAAAUCUUCAGACAAAAGCUGACAGGGCAGUUCAAGACAGGGCUGAGAUUGCCAGUGAAAUUGAUUCCUUUAAAAAGGCAAUGUCCUCUCUUCAGAAUGACAGGGAUUCCCUUAUUUCUAAACAUAAAAAUCUAGACUGUGAACACAGAGCUGUUUUAUGUGAGAAAGAGAGACUUGUAGCAGACAGUGCUAAUGAGAAUAAAACACUGAAAGAAGAAUUAAGGAAGCUGCGGAAUCAGAUAGAUGAUCUUCAUUCUGAAAAUGCAAUGCUUACUGCACAACUCAUAAAGUACAGAGAAGACCUCAAUCAGGUUCUUUCAUUGAAAGACAAUCAGUUGAAAGAAUUACUUACACAGAAAUUGGAACUCAUUAAGAAUCUUGAACAGGAAAAACUUGAGCUUCAGAAAAACUUGAAAGAAAUGCAGCUAUCUGUGAAAGUGCAGGAGGAAAUCAUAGAAUCUCUGAGACUGGAAAAUACAAAGUUAACAUCAAAAGCUCAUGACUUGGAGAUCGUGGUGGCUUCUAUAAACAAAGAGAGGUUAGCUUCAGAAUCACAGCAAAAGUUCCCGAAUCAAGACGGACAGAAAUUUGAUCAGAAAGAACUUGCCACCAGCUCCCAACUUGAAGAAAAAAUGAAACAAAGAUUACAAGAAUUCCAGCGAUUGAUUGGCAAAAAUAAAGAUGAUGAUGCACAAGAUGCUAUGUUUCUGGAGAAAGAAGCAAUUGAAUCACCACAAAAGAGACUGUUGGAUGUACAGUUUCAGAAUAAAGAACUAAGAUCUCAGUUAGAAUCAUUUAAGAAAGCAAUGACAGCCCUGCAAGAUGACCGGGAGAGAUUAAUUGAAGACUUCAAGGUCCUUCAAAGCAAAUAUAGUUCAGAACUUAGAUUUGAAAAAAAACGUGCGGAUAAACUUGAAGCUGAGAUUAAUAAUUUCAAGUCAAACCUCCUCAGCAUGCUCAAACAAAAUUCCCUUUGGAAGCAGUCAUCACUAGAAGCUAAAAACAAGAUAACUCUUGACCAGCUUGCUGAUGAACUGGAAAAUCUGUGUAAGUUGUUAACCACACAAAAUCUUGAAAUCAGCAGAGUAUCCUCUGAGUGUGAGAAUUAUGCUCAGCAGCUGAAUGCAUUUUCUAAGGCCAUGUCCAGUCUUCAAGACGACAGAGAGAGACUUCUGCAGGAACUCUGCAAGCUGCGAGUAGUUCGUGAAGCUAAACAAGGCACAAGUUCGAUUUCCACACCUUCUGACUGCACCAGUGAGAUUAGUUCCCUUAAGCAUAAUUUGGAAGCUCUUCAGGUGGAUAGGGACAGACUGGUUAAGGAAGGAGUGAAUGUUGCAACAACUGAAAUAUCAAAACUAAAGGCCAAAGUAGAUGACCUUGAAAGAGACCUGCACCAAACAAAAACUUUUCAAGAGGAAGCCGAGAAAGAAAAAGCCUCAUACCAGAAUGAGCUAAUCGGGUUACGAAUGGAAAAAAAUCUUCUGCUGUCAGAAUCUCAAGCACUCCAGAGUCAGUUCCAGGCAACCCUUGUAGAAAAGGAGCGGCAGAUAGCAGAAUUACAGAGAAUGCAUCAUGAAGUGGUAUCUCAGGGAUCUUUAGCUGCUUCUGGUGGUUACCCAAACAAGGGAUUAGAAACUGUUGCUCUUGUUGGAAGUACAGAUGUCCCUGAACAAAUGAAUCAUCUGCUGGAUGAGAGGAACCGGCUUCAGAAUGAACUCCAGCGCUGUCUUCAGGAGAUGCAUCAAAGAGAGCUGCGAUUCCAGCAGAUAAAUUCAAAGGUAAUGCAGUCAGUAGAAGAAAAUGCUGUAUUAUCUGCUCAGUUAAAAACAGUGUCCCAGACUCUGCGGGAUAACCAACUCCGUUAUACUGACCUGCAGAAUCGUUACUUGCAGCUUGAGAGGGAAUACCAAAUGCAAAUUGCUUCUGUUCAAGGUCCUGCUCAGGGUGAACCUCAAACACAAGUUCCUCCGGGAGCUCCUCAAGAAAGAGCUGCAGUUAUUGUUGAAAUAGACAAUAUGGAAGUCAGUGAACUCAGGAAAAGGCUGGCAGAGAUGGAAAUACAACAUGAUUCAGCUCAACAGACUGUAUCACAGCUAACAGAAAUGCUCUCCAAAGAGAAGAAAAGGCGACAAGCUGCAGAAGAGGCCCUGGGGCUGUCUGAGGAUCAGAUUAAAAGUCUUGAAGUGAGUGCUUACAGGUCAACACCUAGAGAAUAUGCUGUUCAGAUGGAGUCUGAUGAGGAAAGAGAAGCUUUGAUUAUCAAUUCAAAUGAACAUAUUAUAGUGCGAAAGGUAAAAGGAGGAGCACUCUCUUUCAGGAGAUGGAUUCGAGGGCGAAGUCUUUACUGUUCCAAAUUGCUAACCUCAAGGGCAAAAUCCCGCUAUCUCUUUCUCAGUUAUUUGGUGAUGCUACACCUUCUUGUUUUCUUGUGCCUAACAGGCAUCUUAUGAAUGCACUGAACUUGCUAAUUGAACUAUUUUCUUUAUAAGUAACAGUGUGCCAAUUUGAGAGAAUGGACUUCUCAUAAACUGCUGUUAUGCUAUGCACUGGACACGGCUGUAAUAUAUUCUCAAUAUAAUGUGUGGCUUUUUAACUUCUUCCUUAAUGAGAAGUUUUAAAUGUACAUCACAUUGCUCCAAAGUUUAUCUGAGUUGCUCUUUAGUGGUGAAUAUUAUAUUUGCUAAGAAAAAGGUAUUGUCCUAUCAAAACACACUACUAAGAAGCUGCUGCAAUUUGGAUGUUUAAUAUUCUUUGGGAAUAUGUAAUGAUCGAAUGGGUUGUAAAUUAUAUCUUUUCUAUAUAAAUUUAUUUUAACAAAGUUGAACUAUAAAUGGGGGGGUAACUGUUCUCAACUAUUGGAUUUCUUGGCUUCUGGAUUAUAACACGAAGCAUACAUGUGCAAUACAAAGAAAAAGAUGUUGGAAUCACUAUGGGUUUCUCAACUUUAAAUAAAAUCUUAAGAAUUGAA
Molecule: messenger RNA, 15703 nt
Organism: Pogona vitticeps (central bearded dragon)
Lineage: Eukaryota; Metazoa; Chordata; Lepidosauria; Squamata; Agamidae
Source: RefSeq, a predicted model, not a curated record